Molecule: messenger RNA, 885 nt
Organism: Staurois parvus
Lineage: Eukaryota; Metazoa; Chordata; Amphibia; Anura; Ranidae
Source: the annotation of a GenBank genome assembly
AUGUUGUCACAGAUGAAUGUCACUGCCCCCACCAGUCCUCCAGUACAGCCAAACCUAAUGAACCCAACAGGUCCCUUACCAGAUGGUUGGGAGCAGGCCAUCACUCAAGAAGGAGAAAUCUACUACAUAAACCACAAGAACAAGACCACAUCAUGGCUGGACCCACGGUUAGACCCACGCUUUGCUAUGAACCAGCAGAGGCUGAGUCAGAGCGCACCAGUGAAAUCUCCUCCUCCGCUGGCCCCACAGAGCCCCCAGAGUGGUGUCAUGGGAGGUGGGGGCAAUCAGAUGAGGCUCCAGCAGCUACAGAUGGAGAAGGAGCGCCUCCGACUCAAGCACCAAGAACUGCUCCGGCAGGUCUUUGUUGAAUUUAAUAGUACACACGUUCAUUUGUCUUUACAGGAACUAGCUCUUCGUAGUCAGAUCCCAACCAUGGAGCAAGAUGGUGGUACUCAGAACCCAGUGUGUUCAUCGGGAAUAACUCAAGAGCUCCGCACGAUGACCAUGAACAGUUCUGAUCCUUUCCUCAACAGUGGCACGUAUCACUCCAGAGAUGAAAGCACAGAUAGCGGAUUAAGUAUGAGUAGUUACAGUGUACCUAGGACCCCUGACGACUUCCUUAACAGUGUUGAUGAAAUGGACACAGGUGAUGCAAUCAACCAAAGUAGUAUGCCCUCCCAACCGAACAGAUUCCCUGACUAUUUGGAAGCACUUCCGGGAACAAAUGUGGACCUUGGUACUUUAGAGGGGGAGGCAAUGAAUGUGGAAGGCGAGGAACUUAUGCCAAGUCUGCAAGAAGCUUUGAGUUCUGACAUCCUAAAUGAUAUGGAGUCUGUUCUGGCUGGCACCAAACUGGAUAAAGAAAGUUUCCUUACAUGGUUAUAG